CAACAAGCUCAAGGUUUUUUUUCGGGUUUCCUUAUAUCAGUUUGUCACUAAAAAUGGGAAGGAUUCCAUGCUGUGAAAAGGUAGGGUUGAAGAAAGGACCAUGGACAUCGGAAGAAGACAAGAAGCUUGUGGCUUAUGUUGAAAAGCAUGGCCAUAGAAACUGGCGUUCAGUGCCUGCCAAAGCAGGUCUUGAAAGAUGUGGAAAGAGUUGCAGACUUAGGUGGAUUAACUACCUCAAGCCUGAUAUAAAACGAGGAAACUUUACCAUGGAGGAAGACCACACCAUUAUUCAACUUCAUGCCCUUCUAGGAAACAAAUGGUCAAUCAUAGCAGCUCACUUGCCAAAGAGAACAGAUAAUGAGAUAAAGAACUAUUGGAACACCAACGUUAAGAAAAGACUCAUCAGAAUGGGGUUAGAUCCCAUUACCCACAAACCAAUAAAAACCAAUACUUUUGAAGCAUACGGUGGUGGCCAUGGCCAGUCCGAGGAUAAUAUAAAUAUGAACCACAUGGCCCAAUGGGAGAGUGCUCGAAUUGAAGCUGAAGCAAGAGGAUCUGUGUUUCAAGCUGGAUCUCACUCCUCACAUCAACCCCAACUAAUCUUAAGCAAAAUCCCAACUCAACCUUGUUUUUCAUCAUCAGAUUCACUAUCAACCAAACGCAACACUGUGUAUAACAUGUAUGCCCUCGUGCUUGCAACAAAUCAUGACCCUGUAUUGCCGGUAUCUACAUUGAGCAUCCCCUAUUGGCAGACUCCUUCGCCAGUCUCUACCAAUAUUGGAAGAUUUACCGACACGGGAAGCUCACUCUCUUAUGAGGAAAAUGUUAACAUCACAGAAACUAGUUGUCAAACUCAAAAGAUAAUAGAAGAUUACAUGUUAAACUCGCAAGAUGAUGAUAUUAUGGUGGCCGUGGAAGCAUUUAGAACAACAAGAUGUGAGAGUAUUCAAGAAUUGUUUAGGGGGUCCAAUGACGUGGAAGGUCCAAACAAUGAUUCUUUUGAAAGAAAUGUGUAGAAGAGUGUGGAAAUAUUGGAAAGUUCAAUUUUCAUGCUUUGCUUGUUGUUUCAGUGUGUGAUUUUGUUACUUCUGUUUCGUGGGGUUUUCUUUUUCAUGUUGGGUUGGGUGUCUCAUAAUGUGUUGUUUAUGAGGUUGAUUUUUUUGGCUUCAUGGUGUGUUGGACUAUGAUAGGUGCUGAAGUUUAAUUUGGUUCUGUAAUCAGGAUAAAGAACUUUUAUGGUAGUAUUCUCAUGUUUCGGUUCUAGUCUAA
Glycine soja is the source of this 1269-nucleotide messenger RNA. RefSeq names its product transcription factor MYB106-like. The record is from RefSeq and is a predicted model, not a curated record. Bases 54 to 1016 code for a protein of 320 amino acids. The transcript has 3 exons. NCBI's taxonomy places the organism in Eukaryota, Viridiplantae, Streptophyta, Magnoliopsida, Fabales, Fabaceae.